AUGCCUUCCAGUUUCGGCGCCGUUGAUAUCCCCAUUCUCGCGAAGCUUACAUGGGACCUUCACAACCAAUGCCUAAUCCUUAGCAAGGAUGGGCCUGAUGGCUUCAAGAAGCUAGUGACUGAGCUCGGCUCAUUGCAAGGAACUUUACGGACCUUUGGCGGAGAGUCGGGCUCCAAUCUUUCAUUACUCGAAAAGAUGGAUGAAGAUCGCAAAAAGACUCUUCAACGCUCCCUCGGCGCUUGCUUCACAACUCUUCACGGGCUGAAAGAGCUUCUUGCUCGGUUUCAAGGCCUUGCUUCGGGCGAUGGACACAAUCUCUGGAAAAGAAUCAAAUGGGUCACCCAACGGACCCACGUUGAGGAUAUCAGAUCCAAGAUCAUGAUCCACACUUGCAACCUGAGCCUGUGUAUAAGCUCUAUUGGAAAUGCUUCUCUCGAUCGAAUAGAAAAGUCUAUGGCUAUCGCAAUCAGAGACGACGCACAGAUCGUUUUCAGCACGGAACCAUCCCCUGUCCGAGAAACCGACUCUAUAGUCUCACCAAUGACCCCCGAUGCGGUGGAAUUACCAGCCAACGAUGAACACGUUGAUACACAGCAAGUUCGCACUAAAAUUGCUGAGCUGGACGGUCACAGAGUCUCGAUUGGCAGUGAAAGCAAAUUCAAGCACACCUCCACCUCCUCCGAGUCGGCCAUCACUGGAUCCGAAGCAUCAUUAUGCAAUGAAGCUUGUCCGACAUCAUGGUUGUCUUUGAAUACGUCACCCAUGCUCAUGACACAGGGUUCCAACCACCCUCGAGCACGCAGCGAGCAGCUUCUUUUGGGUGGCUCCAUUGACGAGCGGACACUCGAUCGCGAGGCAUGGUCCAAUUAUGGCUACAUGGAUGAAAAACAGGUCACAAGCUAUGGUGGCGACAUUGGCUACAAUUACGAUGGCCAUCCUCGGGUGACGGAAGCUGUAACCUCCGCCAUGCAGCAUCUGCACCAUGUCCGUCACCAGGAGCAAAUUUCCCGUCCCAUUCGCGUUGAAUCACAAAACCAAUUGCAUCGACCACCUCCUGAGAUAUUGAAACUUUUCGAAGCUUCAGUGAGAUUUGAGAUGCAAAUCAGAAGACUGAUCGCAAAAGACUGGCUUUGCGUUGCUACGUGGUGGCUAUUGAAGGCGCGUGCGACUCUCGCAAACUGCAACAGACACACUUAUUCUAGUGCCAGGGGCAGCCUAACUCCAUCGACUGAACCGCGAUCUAACGGCAAUCAAGCUUACCUGGAUAUCCUCAAGGCCUCAUAUGUGCUGUAUGAUAUUGUGUUAGCAGAGGCGGCAUCACCCGCACCUUUGCCUGAUGAGGACCGCAAAUGCAUCGUUGAACUUUCCGAAAGCAUCAAUGAAGAGCUCUCUCAGUACACAUCCAUUGAUAUUCCAGAAUUAUCCAGUUUGCAGGCUCAAAAUACGGAAAUUUGGGAGCACAUGCAGCCCGAAGAGACCCCAGAUGAUGGUAUGGAUCUAGAUGUGGGUCUGGAGAAUCUACGAUGGGUCGCCGUGGAUCUCGAGGAUGCAGGCAAUGAGCAUGAAAAUGUUCUUUUUCGCACAUUUGUCAAUGCAGGAAUUGGAGGCAAGAAAUCUCGCAUGCGUACGAAAGGUGCACCCUAUAUGCUGCUCAUCAUAACACGCGAAGGUGGAAGUGAGCCAAAGAUUGUUCUUUGCAACCAAAGCGGUACUUUGUGCCUUGAAAGGGAUUUCACAUUGGAGGACCUUCCACCCCUCAUACAACUAUCCAACUCCGCCUUGGCUGGCUUUCCGGGACCCAGAAUGUUGGAGCCAAUACCGUUCAAGUUUGAUGAAAUGGGUGUGUUAAUCACAUUUCAAUUUGAAGCAGAUCUCAACCACUGCAUCAAUAUCUCAAAGGAUUACUUUGACGCUGUUGUACAACGGGAGCCUAUGGAUUCCACCAACUUCACCGAAACUGUCAUCUUCAAAAGCUCUGUAGAGGUAUUUGAGCAGCUCAACACACCGGCAAUGAAAUCGAUGAAUCCGCCCGUCAUGUUUAAGUCCUGUGAGGUUCGCAUCCUGGAGCGAUCUUUUGGAGAGGUUUGGCGAAACAUUCGUCGUAUGGUGAUCAGCUCCUCUGUUGCAGAAAAAGCACCGAAGACCAUCGAGCUCUUCAUGCCGCUCAGCGAAGUUCUCAUUAAGCGCGAUGAUCUCUCACGUCAAGUUCUUCUGCAAUGGUCCGACACAUCCCAGGCACGAUCAGAUAAAACCGAUGGCAAUUACAACACACUGCAUUCUUACGUGUACGAUGCCACCGCGCCAAACCUAGGCAUUGGACUGCAAUUUUCCAGGAAGGAACUGGCAGAGGAAUUUGGGAGAGCAAUUCUCGAGAUGAACUUCCGGCCUGGCUUUUCUUGGUCACAGCCCAGUAGCUCUGGUCUGGUCUACGAUGUGGUUGAUGCCGGUAUAGAGCACAAACAAUACAAGGCCAUAUCGGUUUUCCGCAAUCGAAAUUCGUGGCAAUAUUCAGACCUGCACUUUGUCUAUCGUGACACCGACUAUACGUACGACCACACCACGAACAGCAUCUGCUUCCCUCAGAUUUACUACACAGACUACAUCUCCACCCAUGUGGACCAGCUUUAUCAACCCGAAACUCCCGCCACCUUCUCACAUUGCGAUAAGAAGUUCAAGCAGACGACAAUUGGGUUUGGCACCGAUGUUGCGGUCCGCUCAUUCCUCAGCUCCCUUUCUCCCUUGUAUGAACUUCUCUAUUCUCGGCAUGUUCAGGCUUUGUCUACAAAAACCAACACCCUACUCGGCUUUCAAAAGCUGGGCAAAGGUGGCGUUGAGCUUCAAUUAUGGCGCCGGGGGUCAACAUUCCAACUUGCGGCUCGAUUGGGCGGCAAUGUCUCGGAUAAAUGGCUUACUAUGGCUGUCCCUGCGGCAUUUAACGACACCUCGAAAGAAAAGACCCGUGUGAUCCUUCCGCGGUCACCAUAUUUGCGCGGUAAGACACUAGACAUGAUGAAUUUGAUGGCCCGUGGUCCCAAGAACCCGAACAUCAAGAAUAAAGAAGCGGCUUUCUCGAUAUCAUUUCAAGCUAGCGAAGACAGGGAUGGAUUUCUCGCUGUUUUAAAAGGGCAGCAGUUGCCUAAAUUUGCUUAG
This is a messenger RNA of Penicillium brevicompactum, 3150 nucleotides long. RefSeq lists its product as uncharacterized. Lineage: Eukaryota; Fungi; Ascomycota; Eurotiomycetes; Eurotiales; Aspergillaceae. Bases 1 to 3150 code for a protein of 1049 amino acids. The transcript is spliced from 6 exons. The record is from RefSeq and is a predicted model, not a curated record.